Paramecium tetraurelia is the source of this 213-nucleotide messenger RNA. RefSeq lists its product as uncharacterized. The record is from RefSeq and is a predicted model, not a curated record. NCBI's taxonomy places the organism in Eukaryota, Ciliophora, Oligohymenophorea, Peniculida, Parameciidae. The transcript is spliced from 2 exons. Gene Ontology annotation, biological process: protein histidyl modification to diphthamide. Gene Ontology annotation, molecular function: metal ion binding.
AUGAGUGUCUAUGAUGAAGUUGAGAUUGAGGAUAUGGAUUUCGAUCCUAGUACAAAGAUAUUUUAUUACCCUUGUCCUUGCGGAGACAGGUUUUAAAUAACUAUAGAAUAAAUUAAAAACAAAUACGAAAUAGCUUAAUGUCCAAGUUGUUCUUUAUAAAUCAGAGUUAUAUUCGACCAAAAUAGCUAUGAAAUAUAUUCAAAAAUAGAAUGA